This is a messenger RNA of Helianthus annuus (common sunflower), 2374 nucleotides long. Its product is annotated as serine/threonine-protein kinase PBL27. NCBI's taxonomy places the organism in Eukaryota, Viridiplantae, Streptophyta, Magnoliopsida, Asterales, Asteraceae. The coding region runs from base 436 to 1959 and encodes 507 amino acids. The record is from RefSeq and is a predicted model, not a curated record. Gene Ontology annotation, molecular function: ATP binding; protein kinase activity. Gene Ontology annotation, biological process: protein phosphorylation. The transcript has 5 exons.
CCGAGGGACAAAAAGAUACGCGGAAUACCCACAAAAAAGCCCCAAAAACUCUCCCUCAUAUCUACUUCACCUAAUUCUACUUAAUUAACCGCCCCAAAAAUCCAAUCUUUUUCACUUAUUAACAAUCUGAUAAGAUAUUAUUAUUCUAUUCUAUUCUAUUCUUUUUCUUCAACCCCCCCUUUCUUCAUUUGUUGAUCUGCUUUCGUUCUUUGCUCACCAACAAGUUACUGUUGAUGGAACAAAAAACCUUAGUGGGUUUUUGAUUUCAGCCCCUUUAGGUUAAUAAAGACAAUCUUUUUAUGUGUAUAAUUGUGUAUGUAUAGAGAAAGAUAGCAAAAGGGGGUAUCUUUAUAUCUUGUUGUAUAUCGAUAUAUAUAUACACACACACAAACACACACCCAUCUGAUAUAAUUUGUGGGUUUGUUUGGGUUUGGCAUGGGUGGGUGUUUUCCAUGCUUUGGUGAAUCAGAUAAAGGAAAUGGUGUGAAAGAAGUGGUUAAGAAGGAUGCAGGGAAAGAGGGUUCAGUUGGUAAUCAAUCUCAUCAUGUUAGUAGGGUUAGUUCAGGGAAAUCGAAAUCUCGUGUUAGUUUGGAUCCUAAGAAAGAGCAGAUGGUUGUGAAAGAGGGACAGACUGCAAAUAUUGCAGCACAGACGUUUACGUUUCGUGAGCUUGCUACAGCAACCAAUAAUUUUAGGGCUGAGUCGAUGCUAGGUGAAGGGGGUUUUGGGCGUGUUUACAAAGGUCGUUUGGAUAGCACAGGACAGGUAGUUGCAGUGAAGCAGCUUGAUAGAAAUGGUCUUCAAGGGAAUAGAGAGUUUUUGGUGGAGGUUUUGAUGCUUAGCCUCUUGCAUCAUCCAAAUCUUGUGAAUUUGAUAGGUUAUUGUGCGGAUGGAGACCAACGCCUUCUUGUUUAUGAGUUUAUGCCUUUGGGAUCGCUCGAGGAUCAUUUACACGAUCUUCCACCAGAUAAAGAACCUUUGGACUGGAACACAAGAAUGAAAAUAGCUGCAGGUGCAGCCAAGGGUUUGGAAUAUUUACAUGACAAAGCAAACCCGCCUGUCAUAUACCGAGACUUAAAAUCAUCCAACAUUCUUCUUAACGAAGGAUUCCACCCUAAACUCUCUGAUUUUGGACUUGCAAAACUGGGUCCUGUUGGUGAUAAAACACACGUUUCCACCAGGGUUAUGGGCACAUAUGGCUACUGUGCUCCCGAAUAUGCCAUGACUGGUCAACUCACUUUGAAAUCCGAUGUCUACAGUUUUGGUGUUGUUUUUCUUGAACUUAUUACUGGACGGAAAGCCAUUGACAAUACCCGUGCUCCUGGAGAGCAUAAUCUUGUUGCUUGGGCCCGGCCGCUUUUCAAAGACAGGAGGAAAUUCCCAAAAAUGGCCGAUCCAUUAUUGCAAGGGCGUUAUCCAGUGAGAGGGCUUUACCAAGCACUUGCAGUUGCAGCAAUGUGCUUACAAGAACAAGCAGCCACACGACCUCUAAUUGGCGAUGUUGUAACCGCUUUAACCUACUUAGCCUCUCAACCCUACGACCCCGAAGCGGCCCGUACCGAGCGAGCCAGCCGAGGCAGCGGGUCAGGUACUCCCAGAAGCCGUGCCGACCGUAGGAACCCUAGUGAAGGUGGUCUGGACCCUUUUGACGGGUCCAUGCGUGAACCACGCCCCCUCGGGUCCCCUUCUACUGGCAAAAACUCUCCUGAUUACAGAAAAAUCAACACUCGUCCCGAUGUCGGGGAUGGUGAAAGCAGUAACGGGUCGGGUAGGAAAUGGGGUUUGGUGGAUGACCCGGAUUCUCAAAGGGGCAGUCCGGCGAAUACGGGUCGGGCUAGGAACCGGGAUCUUGAUAGAGAACGGGCCGUUGCGGAGGCUAAAGUUUGGGGAGAGAAUUGGAGAGACAGGAAGAGGACAAACACAAGGGGUGGUGGUAGUUUUGAUGCUACAAAUGAGUGAUGGAGUUUAAGGUUGGUUGGUUGGUUGGUUAUCAUGUGUUUGUGUUUUUUUCAUGAGCAAAUAAGAGUGAGUUUGUUGUAGCUCUACUUGCUGGUUGUCUGGUAUGUUGGUUUUAACGAUAUUUGUGGCAGAUAAAAGAGGGGAAGUGCCGUUGACUUUGAGAGGGGGUGUUGACUUUUGUAAAAAAAAAAUGAUAUUUGCUUUGACUGUUGGUGCGAACUUGGUAAUUAUAUCAUGGAUUUGAGUUAACUGAUGUGUCUGUCUGUAUUCAUUUGUAUUUCUUGUAGGUAUUUGAAUAGAUGUUUGUUUUUGUGUACUGUACUAUAUGCAUAUACCUAUAUGGCUGUAUCUAUAUGCUUGUAUCAGAUCUCUGGUUGUAAUAAUCCCGACUAGACGCGGAUUAAUCCCCGAUUAA